UGGUAUUAAAGAAUAAAAAUCAGCUCGUGAAAGUCGAAUGUGAAUCUAAUAUGUUGGAAAUAAAAAAUAAAUUCAAAAUUAUUCGAUUUAGAAUUAAAAAAAGUUGUUUCACCAGAUUUUUAUUGUAAUUUACAAAAAAAUCAAUAUUUUCAUAUUGAGAAAUUUGUCAGAUGAACUUUUUAAAUUUGAUAUAAAAUGAAAAUCUUUUAUAGAAUAUUGAAUAUAUAUUAUUUUAAUUGAUGAAUAAACUUCUAGAGAAUUAUUUUGAAUAGAUUUAAUUCAAGCAGAUAUAUUACAUAAACAUAUUAUAGAAUUUUAUAUAAAUAUUAACAAUUUAUCAAUAGAAUAAGAUUUUACACUUGAUUUAUAUAUUCAUUUUUCUAUAGAAGAAAAACAAUAUUUAAUUCAAGUUAAAACAAUUGUUGAUAAUAUUAUAAAUAAAUCUAUUCAACUUAUUCAUACAAUUAAUAAUAAAGUUCGAGAUCGAAUUAAUAAAAUGAUAUUAGAGAUAAUUAGAUUAUUUUACGCAAAUCAACGUCUACUUUUUCAUCAAACUAAACGAUCAAGAAUUAAUCGAAUUACACAAGAUGCUUUCGAUGAUCGAGUUUCCGUUCCAACUGGAGCAUAG
This is a messenger RNA of Rotaria sordida, 628 nucleotides long. The record is from the annotation of a GenBank genome assembly. NCBI's taxonomy places the organism in Eukaryota, Metazoa, Rotifera, Eurotatoria, Philodinida, Philodinidae.